Molecule: messenger RNA, 2038 nt
Organism: Leptinotarsa decemlineata (Colorado potato beetle)
Lineage: Eukaryota; Metazoa; Arthropoda; Insecta; Coleoptera; Chrysomelidae
Gene: Nup54
Product: nuclear pore complex protein Nup54
Biological process (GO): NLS-bearing protein import into nucleus; protein localization to nuclear inner membrane; nuclear pore organization
Cellular component (GO): nuclear pore central transport channel; nuclear pore
Molecular function (GO): structural constituent of nuclear pore
Source: RefSeq, a predicted model, not a curated record
AUUUCAAAAAUUUUUUGUGGUUAUGUUUAGAAUGUAAUUUUUUGUUGUUUGGAUUUUGAAAUAUUGUUCAAUUAAUUUCCAACUUUUAAUGACGACGCUGUAGUUUUGGGCUUUGCUGUGAUUCUGUAAUUACUUACAUCUUAGCAUAAUGGCUUUCUCUUUCGGUAGUACUCCAGCGAAAACUCCUGGAUUCGGCACUACUUUUGGUACCCCAACAACUUCAUCAACUGGUGGUUUUGGGGGUUUUGGUUCUACUUUUGGCACCGCCACUUCUCAACCUCCAGCAUUUGGCUCAACUUUUGGUACUCCAGCGGCUACCCAACCAGCUUUUGGAACUCCAGCGGCUACUCAACCAGCUUUUGGAACUCCAGCGGCUACUCAACCAGCUUUUGGAACUCCAGCGGCUACUCAACCAGCUUUUGGCACUCCAGCAGCUACUCAACCAGCUUUUGGUAGCACCUUCGGAACUGCAACUCCCAGUUUCGGUUCGGCAUUCGGUACUCCAGCAUCAUCAGCACCGCCCAGUUUUGGUACUAGUUUCGGUUCUGCAUUUGGGUCCACAGCAACAUCGGCUGCGCCUGCUUUUGGUACUUCCUUCGGUACCCAACAGGAUCAGUCUAAUUUGUUUGGUGCCAAUAAGCCAAGCUUAUUCGGAACUGCACCUUCCACAACAGGGUUAUUUUCAAGUGGCGGUACUGGUGGAUUAUUCGGAUCGGCGAAUACUAACCAACCUACUGGUUUGUUCGGAAGUACUGCAACUAGUACUGCUCCCAGCCUUUUUGGUGCAACUUCUACACCUUCUCUUUUCGGACAACCCGCAGCGAGUACGACAACCACUCCUUUUGGGGCUGCUAAUACUACUGCAACUGGUUUUGGUGGUUUAUUUGGUAGUACUCAGGCCACUACAGCCCCCUCUCUAUUUGGUACAAGUUUUGGUGCAACCACCUCUACUGCACCCGCUUUUGGAGGUUUUGGUACAACGCAAACAGGAUUUGGAGGAUUUGGUACUCAAGCACCUACUACAGGCUUAUUGGGAUCUACAUUUGGGGCCAAACCUAUUCAGUCUACAACUGGUCAGGUCCAGCAAACAUCCGUCUCAAAAAGUCAACAGGCUGUUGCGUCUGUGUACGCCAUCAACGUUUUCAAUGAUGAACGUGACAGUAUCCUCAAAAAAUGGAACAUGCUCCAAGCUUGUUGGGGCACCGGAAAGGGCUACUACAAUAGUACCCAACCUCCAGUGGAAUAUGACUCUCAAAAUCCAUUCUACAGAUUCAAAGCCAUGGGUUACAACCUUAUUCCAGAACAGGAGAAUUCUGAAGGAAUAGUCAAGUUGAUCUUCAAUAAAAAGAUUUCAGAACUGAAAAAUCAGCAGGAAGUUCUCAAAAAUGGCAUUGGUGGGAUCUUGGGUAACAGGCCUAAUCUGACUGUCGAAAUAAAUCAGAUAAGAGCUAUUUCUGAAAAUCAGACAGAAGUGAAAAUAGCUGUAUCAGAAAAAGGAGUUACAGGAUGCAGUAGAAAAAUUCCUGCUACAGACUUGUCUUCAUUUUUGAAUCAGCCCGUGCAAAAACAACAACUUUCCAGUGUUGGAAUCACCGCAAUUACGCCAUUCAUAACCCCCACUAAAGCAGAGUUGGAAGAGUAUCUGAAGCACCCGCCACCAGGAAUUGAUGUACAAAUGUGGCAGGCAGCAAUUCAAGAUAAUCCCAAUCCAAAAAAGUACAUACCGGUACCAAUAAAUGGCUUUGCAGAUUUAAGAUCAAGAAUGCUCCAUCAAGAACAUCAAACAGGAUUGCAUCAGGCGUUUUUGGAAAGAGUGAACAAUGAUAUUACAGAACUAAAAACAAGACAUUCUUCUUCUGUGGCAAAAAUUACCGAUUUGAAAAUAAAGUUUAUGGAAUUGCAACAUAGGAUAUUGAAGAUUUUGGUGAAACAAGAGAGUUCUAGAAAGCUUGGAAUAGCAAUUCAACCAGAGGAAGAGGUUUUGAGGGGUAAAUUUGAAAUGAUGUAUCAGACCUUAAACAACCCCAAACACUUCAAG